AUGUUGGUACAAUUUAUUGAUAUAACCCCCUCGUAUCGCUAUGUUACUCCCCUUUUACUAGUGGCCUUGAUUGCCUGGCUUCUCCACAACAAAUAUGGCCACGGCAUCAAUUCAAUCCCAGGCCCGGUGGCGGCUUCUGUUACCAACCUAUGGAGAUUGGCCUUGGUCACAGGGCGCCGACCAGAACUAGAACAUAUAAAACUACAUCGAAAAUACGGCAGCAUCGUUCGUCUUGGUCCUAAUGUUGUCUCAGUGUCGGACCCAAAUGCUGUUAAGGUUAUAUACGCAAUAAAUGCGGGAUUUGUCAAGUCACACUUCUAUACGGUUCAGAAGCCCAUUGCACAAGAUGGCACUCCCCUUGAAGGCCUGUUCAGCACCACAGACGAGAAAUACCAUGCAAAACUGCGGAGAGCAAUAUCGAGUGCGUAUGCCAUGAGUACACUGGUCCAGUUUGAGCCUCUGGUGGACUCAACAACAACCAUAUUUCUCGACCAACUUUCAGCACGGUAUGCAAAUAAAGCCAACCCGGAUGAAGUAUGUGAUCUCGGUGCAUGGCUUCAGUAUUACGCCUUCGAUGUGAUCGGCGAACUUACGUUCUCGAGACGGCUGGGGUUUGUGGAUCGUGGAGUUGAUGUUGACGGCAUCAUUCAUGACCUUGAGAAGUUGUUAAAUUACUUUGCUUCGACCUUGCGACUUUCUUUCACGAUUCCUAGAAGCUGGAAAAAGGAUCCAGAAUUCAUGACAAGAGAUCGGAUUCUAACCAUGACGACAGCGAACAUGUUUGCCGGAUCUGACACAACCGCGAUCACACUCCGGUCCAUCUUCUACUACUUACUCCAAAAUCCCAAAUGCAUGCAGCGUUUGAUGGAAGAACUGCAGCAUGAAGAACAAGCGGGUCGCUUCAGCCGUGACGACGGGCUCCUAUCAUGGAAUGAAGUACGAGGCCUACCGUAUCUUGGUGCGGUAAUCAAGGAGGCACUCCGGUGCCAUCCUGCUGCUGGUCUCACCUUAGAGCGGGUUGUUCCUCCAGCUGGAAUAUCAAUUAAUGGACAUUUCCUUCCAGGGGGAACAAUCGUCGGCUGCAGCCCCUGGACGGUGCAUCUUGACGAGUCUGUUUUUGGGCAUAGGCCGGAUCAGUUCAGGCCUGAGAGAUGGCUAGACAUGCCAAAUGAGAAAGUAGCAGAGAUGAACAACACUCUAUUUACAUUUGGUGCCGGUUCCCGGACAUGUAUUGGGAAGAACAUCAGCCUGCUAGAAAUGCAUAAACUGGUUCCUACGGUUUUGCGGCGGUUCGAGAUCACACUUGCAAACCCCGAGGAGCCUUGGAAGUUGCAUAAUGCUUGGUUCGUGAAGCAAAGUGGGCUUCAUGUCCUGCUGAAGACAAGAACAGGAGAUGCUUCAUGA
This is a messenger RNA of Penicillium canescens, 1404 nucleotides long. RefSeq names its product cytochrome P450. Bases 1 to 1404 code for a protein of 467 amino acids. The transcript is spliced from 4 exons. The record is from RefSeq and is a predicted model, not a curated record. Gene Ontology annotation, molecular function: monooxygenase activity; iron ion binding; oxidoreductase activity, acting on paired donors, with incorporation or reduction of molecular oxygen. Lineage: Eukaryota; Fungi; Ascomycota; Eurotiomycetes; Eurotiales; Aspergillaceae.